AGAGCACAUACAUCCAGAAGUAAACAACAUGAAGCUACAGUUGGCCCUCGUACUAUGUGGAUUGACUCUGGCCUUGGGCCAGAUUGUUCCCCGCAGCUCCUGGUGUCCUGUGCCCAUCUCGCCGCGAAUUCCCAGGCUCAUGGUGCCGGUGCGACUGAUUAUCAUCCAUCAUACAGUCACGGCUCCUUGCUUCAAUCCGCAUCAGUGCCAGUUGGUACUUAGGCAAAUUCGAGCCGAUCAUAUGCGCAGGAAGUUCAGGGAUAUUGGUUAUAACUUCCUCAUCGGCGGAGAUGGUAGGAUCUACGAGGGCUUGGGUUUCGGCAUCCGUGGUGAGCAUGCUCCCCGCUAUAACAGCCAGUCCAUUGGCAUCGCUUUCAUUGGCAACUUCCAGACUGGACUACCUCCUUCGCAGAUGCUCCUGGCUGUCCGAACCCUCAUCCAAAUCGCCGUGCAGCGUCGCCAGGUUUUGCCCAACUAUUCCCUGGUGGGUCAUUGCCAAACAAAGGCCACAGCUUGUCCGGGAAGACAUCUUCUGAACGAGCUCAAAAAGUGGCCACGUUGGCAGCCAAAGCCUUAG
Molecule: messenger RNA, 577 nt
Organism: Drosophila mauritiana
Lineage: Eukaryota; Metazoa; Arthropoda; Insecta; Diptera; Drosophilidae
Gene: PGRP-SB2
Product: peptidoglycan-recognition protein SB2
Exons: 2
Coding region: 29-577 (182 amino acids)
Biological process (GO): innate immune response; peptidoglycan catabolic process
Molecular function (GO): N-acetylmuramoyl-L-alanine amidase activity; peptidoglycan binding; zinc ion binding
Source: RefSeq, a predicted model, not a curated record